AUGGAGCAAAUGAAUGGCACCAAAGUGACUGAAUUCAUUCUUCUGGGAUUUGCCGCUCAACACAAGUUUUGGCACAUAUUCUUUGUAGUAUUUUUAUUGAUCUAUAUAAUCACCUUAGUAGGUAAUAUUGGCAUGAUCCUCCUCAUCAAGAUAAAUUCUUCCCUUCACACUCCCAUGUACUUUUUCCUCCAACAGUUGGCAUUUGUGGAUCUCUGCUAUGCCUCUGCCAUCACCCCCAAGAUGUUGGGAAACUUCCUAGGAACAAAUCCAUCCAUCUCCUUCCCAGGAUGUGUGGUGCAACUAUUAGUCUAUGGUAGUUUUGCAACCAGUGACUGCUUCAUCCUGGCUUCCAUGGCUGUGGACCGUUACGUGGCCAUCUGCCACCCACUGCGCUAUCCAGUCGUCAUGUCCCGGAGAGUCUGUGUUCAGCUGCUGGUUGGCUCAUAUGUCAUGGGCUUCCUAAAUGGCUCUGUAAACACAAGUUUUACUUUCUCCUUGAAAUUUUGCAAAUCCAACGCAAUCAAUCACUUCUUCUGCGAUGCACCUCCCAUUCUUGCUCUCUCAUGUUCCACGAUUGAUUUCAAUGUCAUGCUCCUGACAGUCUUUGUUGGGUUCAACUUGAUGAGCACUGUACUGGUGGUCAUGUUCUCCUAUGCAUACAUCCUGGCUGCCAUCCUGAGGAUAUCUUCUGCUGCGGGAAGGAAGAAGGCCUUCUCCACCUGCGCCUCCCACCUGGUGGCAGUCACCAUUUUCUAUGGAACUCUUGCUUAUAUGUACCUCCACCAUCACACACAUGAGUCUCAAGAGCAGGAAAAGGUGACCUCUGUGUUUUAUGGAAUAAUUAUCCCCAUGUUAAACCCUCUGAUCUACAGCCUGAGAAACCAGGAUGUGAUCGCAGCCCUAAAAAAGAUAGGAAAGAAGCGCAUCUAA
Perognathus longimembris pacificus (Pacific pocket mouse) is the source of this 930-nucleotide messenger RNA. Its product is annotated as putative olfactory receptor 5AK3. Gene Ontology annotation, molecular function: odorant binding; olfactory receptor activity; G protein-coupled receptor activity. Gene Ontology annotation, cellular component: membrane. Bases 1 to 930 code for a protein of 309 amino acids. The record is from RefSeq and is a predicted model, not a curated record. Gene Ontology annotation, biological process: G protein-coupled receptor signaling pathway; sensory perception of smell. The transcript has a single exon. NCBI's taxonomy places the organism in Eukaryota, Metazoa, Chordata, Mammalia, Rodentia, Heteromyidae.